AUGACUUUAAAAAACAGUUCUACGGAAGAUGGAAUGCACCCGAAUACCUUUCAAGAGCAGUUCUGUUUUCAAUCAUUGGUUGGUGAAUUACGACAGGAAUUAAUCUCUUUCUCAGUGGUUAACAUUGUCCUCUCCACGACAGCAUUUCUCGGGAAUUUUCUCAUCCUCGUCGCCCUUCAUAAGGAAUCUUCCCUCCAUCUGCCGUCCAAACUCUUAUAUCGUUGUCUGGCAGCAUCUGAUCUGUUGGUUGGUGUUGUUAGUCAGCCUCUCUUUGCUGCCUAUUGGAUGUCCUUGGUUCACGAGGAGUGGAAUCUCUGUCGAAACCUAUAUGACGCAGUCCACAUAGUGGGUUUUGCGUUAUGUCUAGUUUCCCUGUUCACGUCGACUGCCAUAAGCGUUGACAGACUUCUGGCCUUGUCGUUGAAACUAAGAUACAGGCAAAUUGUAACUCUGAAGCGCGUGAGAAUAAUUGUGGCCGCCUUAUGGCUUGUAUCAGGUUUCGCUGGUUUAUUCUACAUCUUGGAUCCUCGUAUAUCCUUUUGGCUUGGUCGAAUCCUAACCCCAUCUUGUCUUCUGAUCUCAAUCGCCUCGUACGCAAAGAUUUUCUGCAAUCUCACUCACCAUCACGCUCUAGUGCAAGACCAACAGGCAAGCCAAUCAAAUGCUCUGAACAUCGCGCGGUAUAAAAAGGCAGUGUACAGUGCAAUAUGGGUGCAGUUAGCAUUAGCUGUGUGUUUUUUACCAUACAACAUACAGGCGAAUGUAAUCAACCAUAGCCAAACAUAUUCAUCACAUUUCAUCGUCAUCUGGGGAAUAACGGUUGUUUUAUUGUUCUUCAAAUCAUCUUUAAACCCUUUUCUCUACUGCUGGAAGAUUACCGGAGUUAGAAAAGCGGUGAAGCAGACAAUCACUCAAGAACUUUGUUGUCCGCGGGGUUAA
Messenger RNA from Pocillopora verrucosa, 939 nucleotides. RefSeq names its product adenosine receptor A2b-like. Gene Ontology annotation, cellular component: plasma membrane. Gene Ontology annotation, biological process: G protein-coupled receptor signaling pathway. Lineage: Eukaryota; Metazoa; Cnidaria; Anthozoa; Scleractinia; Pocilloporidae. The record is from RefSeq and is a predicted model, not a curated record. Gene Ontology annotation, molecular function: G protein-coupled receptor activity.